GACAAACACCCACACUAUAUUUCUUUCUUCUCAUUCGCUCGGUUUGGCUAAGCGAGCCUUCUGGAAUGCCACCUUCAUGUAUUCUCAACACCUGGUUGGCCUAGACGAUGUUCUUGGAAGCAUUCGAGGCCUAGCCGUGCUUUCCCAAGUGGGUAUACUGCUGAAAGAAAUUCUCCGCGUUUACAGUUUCAAAUCUGGUGGCGUCGAGUUGCUUCUACCCCAGGGGGUUUGUGGUUCAGUACAUGUAUGAGGCGAUUUAUUCGCUGUCUUUCGUUUUCUCUCUCUCAUCCAGCAAUCAGAUCCAAACGCCUUCUAUAGGUUCAUUACAUUCCUUCAGACACAUACAUUCCUUUCUCAAAGACUCUCCGUCUUAUUCUCUCUCAUCAACAAGAUGGCUUUCACUUCUGCGCUUUUGCUAUUGCUUUCACUUGCUUCUCAAUCUUUGGCCCUUCCUGUAGCACAGGGUGCUGGGGUUUCUACCACAAAAGCAUUUGACGAUGGAAUGUGGCAUCCUUCGACUGCAAUUGCAGCAGCAUCUAGCCCAACAUCUGUCCAGGUUCCUGCAAUCUCAACUACAGUAGCUACUGGCACGACGCCAACCAUUUCCACCAAAACCUCAUCCACCAAGUCUUCAUCGACACCAACUUCAGGUGGUGGAUCUCCAUCUACCGGCCCAGUCACAUACAAGAAAUUCAAAGGAGAUGGAAGUGUUGCCCAGGGAUGGCCAGCAAAGAGCAAGUGGAUUACAUUUGAAGAUAUGUAUGUUAAAACUGAACAUAAAUCCAUACCAUAAGCAUACUGAUCAAACUUAGGUGGGCUCGUCAAAAGCCUAUCAUGGCCAAAUCCUGUUCAUCGCAAAAUCACGCUGACAACUCCGAAGCUGAGAUGUCUCAGAUGAAGGCCACCAUUCUCGCCGAAUCAGCAAGUAGCGAAGUUGACGCUCGAUUUAUCCUCGCGACCAUCAUGGAAGAGUCAACUGGCUGCGUUCGCGUUAAAUCGACCUUCGCACCCGAUGGCUCAGUCUUCAACCCUGGACUCAUGCAAGAUCACAACGGUGAAGGAACUUGCUUCAAUACUCCAGCCCCAUGUCCAGAAUCCCAGAUCAAGCAGAUGAUUAAGGAUGGAACCUCUGGUACUGCGAGUGGUGAUGGAUUGAAGCAGACGCUUGCGAAAUCUGGAGCGUCGGAUGCACAGGCUGUGUAUAUUGCUGCUAGAAUCUACAACUCUGGCUCAUAUGAUGGUGGACCACUUGAGAAUACUUUGUCGGUUCAAGGAUGCUACUCUUCAGACAUUGCGAAUGUCUUGAUUGGUUUCGCGGGCGCGGAAAGUCCUUGCAGGUUGGGGACAGCAGUUGAUGCUUAACCGAUUCUUUUCUAUACUCUCUUUUUUUUCACUUCACAGGCAACGAGAUACUCUGGUAGUUUUAGCAAGGGUCAAUUUUGGGAUUGAGGCGCGAUUAUAUUCUUUUUUGAGGGCUUGGGGAUGAUACCACAGGAAGGAGAACUGGGGGUUCGCAUAUGACGAACAUGGACAAAAGAUGUACGACAUUCACAAAGUGUGAUGGCUGUUGUCAUUUACAUAUUUGAGAGGAACUUGUUGGUUUAUAUGGAGUAUUUAUUGUGUUUGUAAGCGCGUCAAGCGACCAAAAGAAUAAACUGUUUUGAA
Hymenoscyphus albidus is the source of this 1665-nucleotide messenger RNA. The record is from the annotation of a GenBank genome assembly. NCBI's taxonomy places the organism in Eukaryota, Fungi, Ascomycota, Leotiomycetes, Helotiales, Helotiaceae.